Molecule: messenger RNA, 267 nt
Organism: Funneliformis mosseae
Lineage: Eukaryota; Fungi; Glomeromycota; Glomeromycetes; Glomerales; Glomeraceae
Source: the annotation of a GenBank genome assembly
AUGGGAAUUAAAAAAUUUUUUUGCUGCGGCACAAAUAAAGAUUUGGAACAAGGCCCACCUACACCUACAACAUCUACACCACCAAAUUAUGAUUCUGAGAAAUUACCUACUACGGACAAAGUAACUGCGCCAGUUACCAAUAAGCCUCUACAAAUAGUUGAGCCAGAUUUGGUAAUUUCCGAUGGAACGGAUAUUGUUAAUCCCUCACAAUCGAGUGGUAAAGUAGCUUUAAUUUAUAUAUUGGUUCAGAUACAAAUUAAGCUUUAA